This is a messenger RNA of Pediculus humanus corporis (human body louse), 156 nucleotides long. RefSeq lists its product as uncharacterized. The transcript is spliced from 2 exons. The record is from RefSeq and is a predicted model, not a curated record. NCBI's taxonomy places the organism in Eukaryota, Metazoa, Arthropoda, Insecta, Psocodea, Pediculidae. The coding region runs from base 1 to 156 and encodes 51 amino acids.
AUGGGAAGCGGUCGCGGCGGCCAGGGGGGGUGUGGAAAAAGGAACGAAGAGAAAAUAAGAAUUCAGGAGAGUCCCGGAUACUUGUCGGGUAUUCGAUCGAGGAAAAGAACUGGAGGAAUUUGGAUUGGUUAUUACCAUCAAACAUUUACGCUUUGA